Molecule: messenger RNA, 1359 nt
Organism: Bactrocera tryoni
Lineage: Eukaryota; Metazoa; Arthropoda; Insecta; Diptera; Tephritidae
Product: protein atonal
Exons: 1
Coding region: 44-1123 (359 amino acids)
Molecular function (GO): protein dimerization activity
Source: RefSeq, a predicted model, not a curated record
UUUUUGAGAAUUCGUAAUACAUUCAACGAAAAUUGAAGACAACAUGUCGUCCAGUGAAAUAUAUCGUUACUAUUAUAAAACCUCCGAGGAUUUGCAGGCAUUCAAAUCGAAUGCGAACGAGAUGUUCUUCAAUCCGAUGGCGGCGUAUAAUCCGCCACCGCUAGUGAGCGCCAAUCAGCAUCAUCAUCAUCUCCUGGAGCAGCAACAGCAACAAUACAAUUGUGCGCCCAACAACAAUUUUUUACCCACCAACGGUUUCAUCACUUUCGAGCAGGCAUCCUCCGAUGGCUGGAUUACUUCAUCACCGGCGAGUCAUCGGUCCGAAAGCCCCGAAUAUGUGGAUCUCAAUAGCAUUUAUGCUAAUGGCGCGCAUAGCGGCGCUCAUCCAUUGCACGCGACUGUCACACAAUUCGGUUUACAUUUGGAGUCGCCACCAGCGCCGACUGCACAGUUAACUGGCUUGCCUGAGACCACAACAACGACAAAUAGCACAAAAACGAAUGCGUCCAAGGCGCAAAACAGCGGUGCCACAACUAAAGCGAAGCGUUCAUACACGCGCCGCACACCAAAAGCAGCACCAGCUUCAACCGCUUCACCUUCAUUGCCGCCAAUUACCAGUGAUGCCAUCGUUUCCAUUGCGACUAAUGCCGCCGCCGCGAUUAGCGCCAAUCCGCACGUAGUUACCAAUACGCCUUACACACACGACUUCCAAAGUUUCGACUUUGACCAAGCUGCUGCUUUAUUUGAUGGUGACAGCGUCGACGACGACGAUAUGGACGAUCAUAUGUUGCUCUUUGGCGGCGAUGACGACUUCGAGGCCGCCGAUGGUUCCUUCGAACUAGCUGAUCAAUCUGCCGGCAUGCAAACUAAGGAUGAUAUCGCAGCGUCUACACAACCCGGCGCUAAGAAGCGUCGUGGCAAGCAAAUCUCGCCGGUGGUCAAGCGUAAGCGUCGUUUGGCGGCCAAUGCGCGUGAACGUCGCCGCAUGCAGAAUCUGAAUCAGGCCUUCGAUCGACUCCGCCAAUAUCUCCCGUGUCUGGGUAAUGAUCGGCAGCUCUCCAAACAUGAGACACUCCAGAUGGCCCAAACUUAUAUUGCGGCAUUGGGCGAUUUGUUGCGCUAAGCUGUAAGGAAAGUGUUGGUUCGAGGCAUGGCCGAAACAGUAUUUCUUCGUUGUUGUUGUGAGAUACAAAUGACUGAGUUAGACAAUACAACUGUAAAUGUGUAGUUGAAGUUUCCUUAGUUCUAAGCGUGUAUGUGUUGCUGUAUAUUUAUUUAGCGUUAGUUAGGUUUGAUAAAAAUAAUAUUUGUAAAAUUUAAAAAUAAGUAAGCCAAAUAUUGUACAUAAGAGACCGGAAG